Molecule: messenger RNA, 2542 nt
Organism: Oppia nitens
Lineage: Eukaryota; Metazoa; Arthropoda; Arachnida; Sarcoptiformes; Oppiidae
Product: E3 SUMO-protein ligase PIAS2-like
Exons: 10
Coding region: 437-2467 (676 amino acids)
Biological process (GO): regulation of transcription by RNA polymerase II; protein sumoylation
Molecular function (GO): SUMO ligase activity; zinc ion binding; transcription coregulator activity
Source: RefSeq, a predicted model, not a curated record
ACAAACAAACGUUUGGAGACAUCUUUGGACCGAUAAUUGAGUUAUUAAUUAACCGAUCGUUUAAUACAACACUCGAUAUUAGUUCACAAUAUUUAACACACAUUUCAAUCAAUAUUUUGUGUUUAUAUUGUCAUACAAUUGAAGUGAUGAAUGUCUUACCAAUUGUUGACUACUUUGUUAUCACUGAAAUAGAUCUUAUGGUUUGUUUGACAACUAUUUAAUUGAUAACAAGUUUGACUGAAUUACCGAAGCGUAUAAAAUGGCCAACAGAUGGCAACAGUCACUGAUCACUGAUUGAGUCCCCAAUUGUUUGAGUGGUUUAACACAACAUUUGAUCCCAUUUUAAGAGUGCAUUCAAAUAGCAUUAGUCGUAUGGAAGGCGUAACUGAAGACUGACCACACUUUCCGGUCAUAAGAUGAAAGAGUGAGACACGAAAUGGACGACAAUGUCAUCAAUUCGUUGCGGAAUAUGAUAAUGUCCUUCCGUGUCGCCGAACUACAGAUGCUAUUGGGUUUCGCUGGUAAACAAAAAUCGGGAAAAAAGAACGAAUUGCAAGUCCAGGCACUGGAACUUCUUAAGGGUCGGUCACUGACCACUUCCAUACAAAACAAGAUUAAAGAACUUCAUAGACAACGAUAUAAUAAUUUAAGUUAUUUGGGAAACAAUUCUUCGGACACAUUGGACUCCGAUUACGGCCAUUCAAUGAGUUUACGGUCGACUACUGGCGGACACCACUCCGUCAAUCAAAUGACUUCUCAAUCGAGUAGUAAUCAUCAAUACAGCAGUACUGGCAUACCGUCAAAGAGUUUGUACAAUAAUAACUCGAGGACAGAUCAUUACGGAUCAAUGCCACGACUUGGGAUCGACGCUUAUCCGCCAAAGUCAUACCAAUCGUUGCAAAGCUCGCAAUCGCUUCAAUUUCCUGUUUAUCCCGACGUUAAGUUCAAAGGAUUACCUUUUUAUGAUAUUUUGGGUGAACUUCUUAAGCCAUCGAGUUUGGUACCGACUGUUGCCGGCUCUCGAUUUCAAGAGAGUAACUAUUCAUUCCACUUAACACCACAACAGGCCAAUGAUGUAACCAUGUCUAGGGAGUGUUUGCCCGGACCUAAAGUCGACUACACAGUUCAGGUUCAGCUAAGAUUUUGUCUGAAUGAGACCACCUGUGAACAAGAAGAUAAUUUUCCUCCGAGUAUUUGUGUCAAAAUCAACUCAAAGAUGUGUCCAUUACCCAAUCCACUGCCAACUAACAAACCGGGUGUUGAGCCAAAGAGGCCGAGCAGACCAGUUAGCAUUACAACUCUUUGUAAAUUAUCGCCUACUGUUGCGAAUCAAAUAUCGAUCUCAUGGGCGUCCGAUUACAACCGUCCGUACGCUGUCGGAGUGUUUUUGGUCAAAAAGUUGACGUCACAAACACUUCUCGAUAGGAUUAAACGCAAAGGAGUUCGUAAUGCAGACCAUACGAGAGCGUUGAUUAAAGAGAAAUUAUCUCACGAUGAAGACUCGGAAAUCGCAACAAUGAGUCUCAGGGGUUCAUUGCUUUGUCCGUUGGGUAAAAUGCGUAUUCAAAUACCCUGUCGUGCAAUUACAUGCGCUCACGUCCAGUGUUUUGACGCACUUUUGUAUUUACAAAUGAAUGAGAAGAAGCCUACGUGGGUCUGUCCCGUAUGUGAUAAAUCCGCCGUCUUUUCUAACCUUGCAAUUGACGGACUAUUUAAUGAAAUUAUGAAAGAAGCGCCUUCUACUUGUAAUGAAGUCCAGUUCCAUGAGGAUGGCUCCUGGACUCCGGUCCAACUGAAAAAAGAAAACACUUGUGAGACUCUGGGAUCGGGUUCGAGAAAAACUACUAAAAGAGAGAGUUCACAAGAAAGGACUGAACCAAAGCGACCAAAGAUCGAUAUAAUUACAAUUGAUUCGAGUGAUGACGACGACGAUGAAACCAUUAAAGACUCGUCACCGCGACCCGCACUCUCUACACCUGUACUAUCGUCUGGAUCGGGAUCCGAAUCCUGUGGAACACCAAAUCACAUGCAAUCACUCCCUUCACCUGAUUCCUCGAGUUCUGCUUCUAGUAAUUUACAGCCAAUCGCCUCGAAGUCCAAUACUCCUAAUUCACUGUACUUCUCUUCACACAAUACAUCGUCUCCAUCAAGUAAUGGACAAUCACUAAGUCCCGCACACAACAGCAAUAGAUCUACUCUACCCUCGUCUUUAAGUAUCCCAUCGAUGACAUCAAUGGGUCGUUCAACUGCCACCUCCUCACCGGCCAAUCCCUACUCAAGUGUUAUGAAUGCAAAUAAUUUUUACGCCGAUCUAUACGUCAACUCAAACAGUUCAAUGUUUAGCAACUAUUCGAAUAUUGAUAUGAGUUCAGCGUUUGACCGACUUUUCAGACAAACUGCAGAAAACAGAGAGAGACAAAAUACACGACCAAACAAUUCAGAUCCGGACAUCAUUUCUAUUGAUUGAUAUUUGCUGUCACUUAAACAUCAUAAUUAUGUUUAUUAUCAUCGAAAACAAUAUUGUUUACUAAUUAUUUAAUUA